Staurois parvus is the source of this 272-nucleotide messenger RNA. The record is from the annotation of a GenBank genome assembly. Lineage: Eukaryota; Metazoa; Chordata; Amphibia; Anura; Ranidae.
AUGGGCACUGAUAGGCGAAACUGAUGGGCACUGAUGGGCGGCACUGAUGGGCAGCACUGAUGGGCACUGAUGGACAGCAACGUUUCCAGGGGCGGACUGACAACUCAUGGGGCCCCCGGGCAAUAGGGGAUCAUGGGGCCCCUAUGUCCUUGCCCAAACUCAAAAAAGCCUAUGAAAAAGGUACCAGGGGCAUCUCAUGGGGCCCCCUACUGAGCCCGGGCCCUCGGGCAGUGCCCAGGUUUCCAAAUGGUCAGUCCGCCCCUGAGCGUUUC